AUGGAAUCUGUAGACCAUAAGGUAGAGUCUAUGCUUAGUGUUGUAUCUCUCUCAGUUCCACCUUUUUGGGAUAUGGAUCCUGUUUUGUGGUUCGCUCUUCUUGAGGCCGAGUUCUAUAACCACAAAAUCACUUCCGACUACGCGAAGUAUUGCAAGCUCCUGUCCUAUCUCCCCAAGGAGAUAUCAACGCAGGUUCGUGACGUCAUCAUUUCUCAGACCGAAAACCGCUAUGAGGCUCUCAAAGAGGCCACGAUUAAGCGUGUUAUGCCCUCUGAGAAAGUUCGCCUUCAACAGCUUUUCAGAGAUCUGCAGCUGGGCGACAAACUGCCCUCAACCCUGCUACGAGAGAUGCAGCAACUCCUUGGUUCUUCAACCAUGGAUGAGACUUUACUUCGUGAACUAUGGCUACAACGGCUACCGGAAAACACACAAGCGAUUCUCGCUACAGUGAGCUCCGUUCCGCUCACUCAACUAGCAGACUUAGCGGAUCGAGUUAUUGAACGAUCACAGCCACAGGCCAACGCCAGCAAGGUCCAUGCCGUCGCGUCCCAGGGCACUUCUAUCACUGGCUUACAGUCAACCAUAGAAGCCCUGCAAGCACAAGUUGCGACACUUAGUCGCCAGGUGCAACAGCUUACUAUGACCCGUCGUCGUCCUAGCCGCUCAAAAUCGCCCUCCAAACGUUCUCGGUCUAGCAACAGGCAAGUUAGCUGUUGGUAUCAUCAGCGCUUUGGUACCGCAGCUCAUAAAUGUGUAAAGCCUUGCAACUUCGCCGAGAAGCAGGGAAACUUCGCGGCCGGUCGGUAA
Dicrocoelium dendriticum is the source of this 807-nucleotide messenger RNA. The record is from the annotation of a GenBank genome assembly. Lineage: Eukaryota; Metazoa; Platyhelminthes; Trematoda; Plagiorchiida; Dicrocoeliidae.